AUGCCAAUAACAGUGGGAAUAAAUCCAAUCAGAGAGAAAGAAAAGGAAACAGAUAAUAAGAUCAGAGCAGGAAAACCACUACUAGUCCUCAUCAUGAACAACAAGAAAGUAAAAUUAAUAAGAUUACUAAACUCUAUACUAGAUGCUACUUCAAAUAUGCAUGAAUUCACCACAACAGCCUAGAAUUCUUACUAAACUCCAUAGAUAAUGUAGCAAGUGGAUUAUAACUAAAGUUCUAGCAAAAGCAAAGACUAAAAACUUUAGUUUCAGUUUAGAGCUCCGAAGAAGAACAAGAGAAUCAACAAGGCACAGGAAAAUGACAGAUAUUUUGACACUAACCAAACUAGAGAGGAUAGAUCGAUUGAAUUCUAACCAAGAGAAAGUGUCCUCUAAAUGGAAUUAGAUCUAACCUAGCUCGAGGUACUUAAAAAUGACGAAGAAUCAAAGUCCAAUGAAGCUGAAGAAGAUAGAUACUCUCAUCAAAGAGAUUUUUCGUUUGGAAACACAUUGUUAAACGUGAGUGGAGAUCAGCAAGAACCUGAUUCAAAAGGAAGCCAUUUUUCAUAUGAAUAAUUUCUUAUGGAAGUUGAGGAAAAGGUCAAGAAUUCGUCUAAGAACUACUAUAAUGAUAUUUAGCCUCAGAUUAGCAAGAAUGAUAGAAUGGUAUCAAAUCGGAGCACUCAUCUAUAACAGUAUCCUUAAAUAUAAAAUCAAAAAUAUAAUUCUGAAAUGAUGGAAAAAAGACCAAUUAGGCCAGCAGAUCAGAUAAACCAAUUAAAGUUUGAAUCAAAUAAGAUUGAAGAUUAUUCCCAUUAAAAUUACAGAGUAAAUGACUAGAUGAAGAACAAUAUUCAAUCUAAAGGAAUCUUCUAAUCUAAGAAAAGAAGUUUUCAGGAUUUGAAUACCGUUAAUAGCAAAAGCAAGGCCUAUAAUCAGUAUUCUGAGAUGAAUAAAUCUAUGCACAGUUUGCAAUCCAAGUAAUGUAAUCAAAUCAUGCCAGAUAUGAGGAAUCAUUUUCAAAACGAUUAUGCUAGAAUAUAUUCAAAGAGUCAGCAAGCCAAACCGAGGAUUAGUCAUUCACAAAUGAAUAGAGAAAUAGAUCAUGUAAAUAUGUAGUACCAUCAAUAGUAGCCAAGUACACAUGAAAACAUAUUGGAUUUUAUUCAGAAGCAUCUUGACAAGGCUAGAUAUGAUUUGGGAAGAAAAAAGAAGAAUGAUAAGGACAAGGAAUAAUACUAGCAACUUCUGCAAUAAGACGAGAUAGCCUUUUUAGAGCAACUUAGAAUUAUUUCAAUCACAUAUAACUUUAAUAUCUCUCAUAUCAUUUAUAUCAAGCAAAGAGCCAUCAAUCAAGAUAAGUUCUGUAAUUUCUAUUAAUUUUUAUUCACCUUUUUAGUGAAACAAAAAGCUCAGUUCUGUGAAUCUAUCUUGAAAGGAUAUAAGUUUCAGAAGGACCUUUUAUUUGACACUGAUAAGAUUUAUAGGAACUGA
Messenger RNA from Stylonychia lemnae, 1491 nucleotides. The record is from the annotation of a GenBank genome assembly. NCBI's taxonomy places the organism in Eukaryota, Ciliophora, Spirotrichea, Sporadotrichida, Oxytrichidae.